AUGCUCGCCCUCCGCCCCGCCGCCCGCCGCGCGCAGCAGCUCGCGCAGCUCUCGCAGCUCUCGCACCCCUCCCGCACCGCUGCCCGCGCCUACAGCCUGUCCUCGUACAUCCCCUCCUCCGGCACGCAGACGUCGCCGUUCGCGCCGCGCCACCUGCUGUCCAUUGCCGACCUGACGCCCGCCGAGCUCACGACGCUCGUGCGCAAUGCCGCCGCCCACAAGCAGCGCAUCAAGGCCACGGGCGAGGUGCCGCUCAGCCUGCGCCAGACCCUCGCCGGCCGCACCGUCGCCAUGACCUUCAGCAAGCGCAGCACCCGCACCCGCGUGUCCACCGAGGGCGCCAUCGCCGCCCUCGGCGCCGCCCCGAUGUUCCUGGGCAAGGACGACAUCCAGCUGGGCGUCAACGAGUCGCUCUACGACACCUCGCUCGUGCUCUCGUCCAUGACGGCCGCCAUCGUCGCCCGCGUCGGCCCGCACAGCGACGUCGCCACCCUCGCCCAGCACUCGUCCGUGCCCGUCAUCAACGCCCUCUCCGACCUCUACCACCCCAUGCAGAUCAUCGCCGACCUGCUGACCAUGACCGAGUCGCACCCCUCGUCGUCGACCACCUCGCUCGACCUCGCCGGCCUCAAGCUCGCCUGGAUCGGCGACGCAAACAACGUCCUCUUCGACCUGGCCAUCGCCUGCGCCAAGCUCGGCAUCACCUGCAGCGUCGCGACACCCGCCGGCUACGAGAUCCCCCAGGCCAUGCGCGACGUCAUUGCCCACGCCGCCCAGACCACGCCGCACGCCGGCGCCCUGCUCGAGACCACCGUCCCCGAGGAGGCCGCCCGCGACGCCGACUUCCUCGUCACCGACACCUGGGUCAGCAUGGGCCAGGAGGAGGAGACGGCCAAGCGGCUCGCCGCGUUCAAGGGCUUCCAGAUCACCGACGAGCUGGCUGCGCGCGCGGGCGCAAAGCCCAAGUGGGAGUUUAUGCACUGCCUGCCGCGCCACCCGGAGGAGGUCAGCGACGAGGUCUUCUACGGGCCGCGCUCGGUGGUGUUCCGCGAGGCUGAGAACAGGCUGUGGGCCGCGCUGGCGGUGCUGGAGGCCUUUGUCGUGAACAAGGGGCAGAUUGCGUGA
Molecule: messenger RNA, 1125 nt
Organism: Boeremia exigua
Lineage: Eukaryota; Fungi; Ascomycota; Dothideomycetes; Pleosporales; Didymellaceae
Product: ornithine carbamoyltransferase mitochondrial precursor
Exons: 2
Coding region: 1-1125 (374 amino acids)
Biological process (GO): L-citrulline biosynthetic process
Cellular component (GO): mitochondrion
Molecular function (GO): amino acid binding; ornithine carbamoyltransferase activity
Source: RefSeq, a predicted model, not a curated record